Messenger RNA from Dicrocoelium dendriticum, 2377 nucleotides. NCBI's taxonomy places the organism in Eukaryota, Metazoa, Platyhelminthes, Trematoda, Plagiorchiida, Dicrocoeliidae. The record is from the annotation of a GenBank genome assembly.
AUGCAGUUGAUCAAUCCAGUUAUCACUAUGAGUGUCCAUCGUCCGCCGAUCCCCAUACCACUUCCUCGCUACCCUGUUCCCCGGACCACGCCUCUACAACUGGCUGGACGGCGUCCGAUUCAUCCUCAAAUCAACCCCAAAAUAGUUCGUCAGCAUAUCAGGCUUCUCGAUUUGUUAAAAGAGGUGGAAUCUACCGCUGUUGUCUCCAGUUCGUUGUCAUCUUGUAGCACGAAGCCUUCGAGUUUGAAUUCCGUCCGACUCGUACCCUCUUUCGAUGGAGCCGCUGAACCUAACACCGAUAAUGUUGACGCGGAAACUUCUGACAACCUUUCUUCACAUCGUUUGCAACAACUAUGGGUUCCCGAUCUGAGGCCCUCCACUUACUCCAGUAACGGAGAUGAUGCUUCUACUAAGAGCCAGUCGCCUACGCCUACUUUACCUCGGAGCCGACCUGGGAGGAAUCAUCAGGAUUGUUCGAGUUCUGGUAUGACGCUUUACUCCGCGGCCCCGACAAUAGUUAUCCAUCGAAUGGAUCGGGUUCCAUCCGUACAGCAACAUUCCCAGAGUAGACCCAGGAGUUACAGCGAUUUACAUCAGGGAAUGCGCUACCGCCACAAACUUCAUCGUGCACAUCGGAUACGAAGUCCGAGCAGGGCGGAUAAACUCUUCAGACCAGCUUGUGGUUUUAUUGAGACUGAAAAGCUAACUCGAGAGUUGGAGUCCAGCCUUUUCGCGCAGCUUGUAUUAAGUACGGAUCCGCCGUCUUCCAAAGAAGAAGCGUACAGUUUUCCGUGUAAAACCGAUCGCACGCCAAUCGCACCUACAGUGGUGCCUUCUGCAUGUGAAUCACCGUCAACUGGGUCAGCUGCUACUUUGACGUGCGUUACUCCGCCUCGCGAACGUGUGUUUGAGUGGUUACGUGAGGCCGACCUGUUCAUCGCGGAGCACUGCCGCGAGAUCCCCUUGGGAACUCUACUGUCUGUUGCUAUCAGUCCAGCCCGCACCAACUUGAUUGAAUUGUGCACAGAUCUGUUUUCUUCCCAAUCUUCCGAGACAGUUCCACCGUCUGCAAAACGUGUCACAUCCAAAAUGUGGCAUCAGUUUCUCCUGCUGUCCCUUUGCGAACAUAGUUGCGUCCCCACAGCUUCUGUGCAGUCUCUUGUCGCCGAGAGUUCGGUGGGAAAAUGGAGGGAUGGUUUUGACUGUCGUCAGCCAGGGAAACAGAAGUUGUUAAACGCUCUUCACUCCCUCGCCGCAUUGGAGGUAGAGGAUCCUCCAUCCGUGGAUACAUAUUUGUUGGAGGAAUUGGCUGAUUUCAUUACAACAGCGAGUUCUCUGAACCUCAGUCAGGAUGUGUACAAAUCUUUGCGAUUCUGCAUUUUGGCCCAGAACGCGUUUCCGCAUCAUUUCUCCACGAAUUAUACAGAAGCCUUGGCCGAACUUCAAGCCCAACUACCCGAUGCCGGCGAUCCAUGGCUGAUGAUACAAGUCCUCAAGCUGCUUAAUCGUUUGCAUUGCUUCGAUUCUGGCUCACUAAAGCUGUUCUUUAGUUUGUCUUCCGAUCGAACAUAUACAUCGCCCGAGUCUACGGGAAGCACAUCACUAACUGCUGUGCCACCUCCUCCAGCUUGCUCCUUCCCCCAAACCCAUGACACUGGCGCCCAAUUGACGUUUAAACGCAAAGCACAUCCGAGUACAAUCGCGAAUGAGGAGGAGGACGGUGGUUCGGAUCGAGAGAUGAGCCCUUUGGGCAUGCGUUCACGAGCCUACACCAUGAACAGCUACCACAAGAGCGCGCGGUUAUCCGCGCUCAACGCCAGUGAUUCACCAACUACGCGGAACCGCAGUGACACCGUGGGACAUCGAACUGAGCUCCGCCGAAAGGUGCCUGUGUCCUAAGCUGGGUAUCAGUCUCCUCCACUUAUUGCUCGUCAGGCAUGAGCGCACAUACGGACUGGUUGUCAUAAUUUCAGCAGCCAUUGCACUCCAAGCCACAUGUACACAUACAUACACACACACCCAUCCCAGGGGUUGUGAUCUGUUGCCAAUGUUCGACCCGGUGUCGCACAUACUUUCCGUAUGCGUUUUUUACUUCAACUUUUUUUCAAAUCAGUUUAUUUUCUGAUUGAUACAAUCUUUUGGUUUCCCGUAAUAAUUCCCGGUUGCUUUUUGGUCACUCUUGUCCUCCCCAUGUCUUGUUCGUUUUUGUUCCUUCGACCACAGCGCCAGACAUGUAAACUGCGGGAAGAACUACGUUUGUACUUGGCAUACAUUUCAUAUCGAUUUAUGGCGAUCCGGUUGUUUAGUUGUUCAGCACAACAAAGGACCUUGAAAGUCGCGUAAUUGUUUCUUUCAGACAGUAAACAUUUGGAUCGGG